Molecule: messenger RNA, 493 nt
Organism: Pogoniulus pusillus (Red-fronted tinkerbird)
Lineage: Eukaryota; Metazoa; Chordata; Aves; Piciformes; Lybiidae
Product: AF4/FMR2 family member 1-like
Exons: 6
Coding region: 170-493 (107 amino acids)
Biological process (GO): regulation of gene expression
Cellular component (GO): nucleus; super elongation complex
Source: RefSeq, a predicted model, not a curated record
CUAUAAGCAGCUUUACCUCUGCUCUGUGGUUUUUCAGGGAUCUGCAGGGGAUGUGCCAAAAUGUAGCUGCAGGCCAAGGAAAGUUCACCUGAAGGCUGAAAUAUUCAGGAAGCAUCUGGUGGAAUACUAUGCAGAAGAGAUCAAGAGGCUGAAGCACAAAGCUGAUGCCAUGACCAACAACACUGGCAAGGUCAUUCAGUACUUGGAUGCUGCCCUUUGCUUCAUUGAAUAUGGGAUGGCCCUGGAAUCAGAUGCACCAGCACCCAAAUCAGCUUCCAGUGUCUUCAGAGACACCAUCAAGCUCCUCAAAUUAAUCACAACAACGAAAUCUUUCUUGGAUUCCUCAUCAUCCUCACAUGAAAAAAUCCUUCUGGUGUUAAGCAUGCGCUGCCAGUCUGUCCUGCACAUGGCAAUGCUGCGGCACAAGAGAGGCACUGUGAGGAGGUAUUGCAGGAUCCUGAGUAACCAUUUUGAGAGAUCCCUUGACACUUGA